This is a messenger RNA of Naegleria fowleri, 627 nucleotides long. RefSeq lists its product as uncharacterized. NCBI's taxonomy places the organism in Eukaryota, Heterolobosea, Eutetramitea, Acrasida, Naegleriidae. Bases 1 to 627 code for a protein of 208 amino acids. The transcript has a single exon. The record is from RefSeq and is a predicted model, not a curated record.
AUGAGCCAACAACAACAACAAGCCUCUUCAUCAUCAUCGGGAAACAAUACAGACAAUGAAUCCAAAGAACAACGAAUUUCAAUUGAACACGAUCAAAUUCGUAGAGAUAUGAUUGCUGCUGCUUUAUUGGGACCGUGUAAAGCAAUUAAUCGUGAAUUAUUGAGAUUGAGAACGGUGCAGACUGUGAGCACGGCACAAAUGGAAGCAACAGAACAACAAUUAUGGAAAUGUGUUGAAAGUUUUGCUCAAAACUUUGCAGAGAGAGAAGGUGUUUGGGGAAGUGCCAUGAUUGUUGCUCCAACACAAAAACCAAUACAGGAGGAGAUUUCAACAACACCACCGGAAUUCGGACCACCUCCAAUUAUCGGAGGAAAUGUUGGCGAUAUUUAUUAUUUUGAAAGAACGUCAGGAAAAGUACAAUGGGAUAGACCUUCCAUGUUGGACAGGUUAAUUCGAGAGGGAAAAUCUGCUAGAGACCAAACAGAACCAAUUCAUGAUUGUGAAUUUUUGCAAACAAACUUUUUCAUUUGCUUACGUAGUACUAGGGCCGAGAGAAGUGGAUGCUCUUUUGAACAUGACAAACUGUUACGUUGUAUGAGAGCAAAAGUUCUCGGAAAUAAGAAGUAA